This is a messenger RNA of Capra hircus (goat), 3477 nucleotides long. It is a transcript of the gene NFATC2IP, whose product is annotated as nuclear factor of activated T-cells 2 interacting protein. Bases 124 to 1377 code for a protein of 417 amino acids. Lineage: Eukaryota; Metazoa; Chordata; Mammalia; Artiodactyla; Bovidae. The transcript has 8 exons. The record is from RefSeq and is a predicted model, not a curated record. Gene Ontology annotation, molecular function: protein binding. Gene Ontology annotation, biological process: positive regulation of transcription by RNA polymerase II; cytokine production.
AGAGGGCGUGGGCGGAGAGAGGUGUUGACUAGCAGGCGGUUCGCCCAAUGAAGGGCGGAAUCCGCUGGAGGGGGCCGGGCGAGUUGACCAGAAGCUGGCGACUGUAGAGACCCGGUGUGUGCCAUGGCGGAGCCGCUGAGGAGACCGGGCCGUCCCAGAGGCGGCGGCGGCGGCCGAAGGGUUCGGGGAUCCCGGGGCGGCCGGAGCCGAUGUCCUGGCGCCCAGCGAUCCCCAGCUCGACGCACCUUGGACUCGGUGCUCGUGGACUUGGUCAGCGACAGCGAUGAGGAUGUCUUGGAGGUCGCAACUGCGCACGACGCUGCGGCCGCGGCCGAGGUCCCACUCCCUGAAUCCCCCGUGCCGGCCGUGUCCCGGGACGACAGAGACAGUGACAGCGAAGGGGCGGACGCAGAGCCGGGUGGAGCCCCCCGGGUCUUGGUCAGGCGGCGGCGGCGGCUGCUGCUGGAUCCUGGAGAGGCACCGGCGGUUCCAGUGUACUCCGAGAAGGUGAAAAGCAGCCUCCAUCUUAUCCCAGAUAACGUGUCCCUCCUGAAAUUAUGUCCCCCAGAGGCUGAGGAAGAGGCAGAUGUGGAAGAUGCCAGCAGUCCUCAUACAGUGGAUUUUCCAUGUCCCAGUUCCCCCUGGAAGAAGAAGCUGAGGAGUAAGGAUGGAGAAGAGAAGAAACAGAUGUUACUGGCUCAGGACACCUCGCCUUUGCCCUCACCUCUGCCACGGACCAAAAGCAGGAAGCAUACUCAGGCACUCCGGAAGCUAAGGGAGGUGAACAAGCGUCUCCAAGAUCUCCGUUCCUGCCUGAGUCCCAAGCAAUCCCAGGGCCAAGCCCACUUGAGCCAAGAGGAUGAGGUGGUCCUAGUGGAGGGGCCCACUUUCCCAGAGCACCCUCGACUUCUGCCACUCAAAAUCCGGUGCCGAGCUGACCUGGUCAGGUUGCCCAUCAGAAUGUCGGAGCCCCUUAAGAGUGUGGUGGACCACAUGGCCGCCCACCUUGGGGUGUCCCCAAGCAGAAUCCUCUUGCUGUUGGGAGAGACAGAGCUGUCCCCUACCGCCACCCCCAGGACCCUAAAGCUCGGCGUGGCUGACAUCAUUGACUGUGUGGUUCUAGCAAGUUCUCCGGAGGCCGCAGAGACGUCGCCACUGCUCCAACUUCGAGUCCAGGGCAAAGAGAAGCACCAGACGCUGGAAGUCUCGCUUCCUCCCGAUUCUCCUCUCAAGACCCUCAUGUCCCGCUACGAGGAGGCUAUGGGACUCUCCGGCCACAAGCUCUCCUUCUUUUUUGAUGGGACGAAGCUUUCAGGCAAGGAGCUGCCGGCUGACCUGGGAAUGGAAUCUGGGGACCUCAUCGAGGUCUGGGGCUGAAACCCCUCCCUGUUUGGAGGCCCAGCCUGGACUUGAGGAGAAUGGGCUGCCCCCUUUUGGCCCGUAAGGGCUUGCUAGCUGCAGCUGAGUUAGAACUCGUCUUCAAGCUGAAGCAAAAUCCAGAAGUGAACUUUGACUCCCUCUCCUUUGACCCCAGUUUCAAGCCCUUAGCUGCUGCUGCUGGUUUAAUUGUGUGAUGGUCUUUGCUGCCUUAGGUGGACUGUGGCUCCGUCCACAGGGUGUGCUGAAUUUUACCACCCUCUGGGACAUGGAGAAAGGUAUCCCUCACCUUCACCUGUCCACCAUCACUCACUGAAAUGUCUCGUAUAUGAAACUUCUCAUACUGAAAGAGUGAGUUGAAAUUAGUAAGGGUUGGGUAGGGGACUCCAGGCCUCGGAAUUCUGCCACAUCUGGGACCAGCCGUGGCCUCAAGGUCAUCGGGGGAUGGAGGUGAAGUUGACUUGAGGCACAUACAAGGGUGUGGUUCCUCUGCCCGGCCGGAAACUAAAUGAUCAACCUCACAAAUGCAUUAGCUUCACCAGAGGCAAACAGUGGGUUAUUAUUUUGAAGAGUACAGUAGAUUCUCAGGCUUGGGUGUCUUCCACACCCUAGGACCCUUUUGAGCCACCUUCCCGAUGCACACAUGUUGUAUAAAGCAUAAUUGAGCACCUUGAACCUUUUGGUGUUGAUCUCAGGAUCGCAGUCCACACAAGGCUUCUUUGGUUUUAUGGCUUUUUCCCUUCACGUCAUCCUCUCCUGUAAGCAUCCAUUCGAAUGUGUUGAUUCCAUGUCUUUGAAUAUGAAUGUUUCCUUGAACAUCCUGUGCUGAAUGUGUGCGUCUACUUUGCCCACAUGUAGUAUAAUGCUGUCGAUCUUGUCCUAUUGCUUCUCUCACUCAACAUGGGUUGCUUAGGCUACAUCAGCUUUAUUUCUUUGAGCUGCUCUAAGAUAUUCUAUGGUGGGUGUUAAGUGCAUUUUUUUUUAGACAUUUGCUAAGUGGUAGACGCCUGGGUUGCCUGCAACUCCUCGGCCCAUAUGCACGGCCACGGUGAACAUCUUUUCCUGUCUCCUUCCGUACUUUAUGGACAGUUCUCCAGCAGAGGUACCCAGGAUGGGAUUAUGCAUCAGACAGCUUAAUUUCUCUAUUGUUUUUUUAGAAUGAUCUUUGACUCUCCCGCUUAAAGCUUCCCAUUUCUGCUCAUCCCCACCAGCAUUUAUUACUGCCCAACUUUCUAACUUUUGCCAGUCUCUUGGUUAGAAAGUGGUGACGUGUUUUAAUGUACAUUCAUCUAGUCACCAGUAAUUUGAGGAAUUUCAUUUUCCUGUCAGCCUUUCUGGUGCCCCUUUCUGUGAAUUGCUAAUUUAUCUUUGUUCCUUUUCUCAUGGGGGCUUCGCACCUUUUUUUUUGUUUACUCUCAAAAGUUCCUCGUAUAUUCCUGGGAAGUUGCCAAAACUCUGAAGAUGGCGCUUGUGUAGGGGUGUCCUUCACUGAACAGACAAUUUUAAUGUAGGUGAAUUAGCUAUUUUGUUAUAUCAUUUGUUGCUUUUUUAUAUCUUAUUUUAAAAUAGUUAACAAUAUUUUGCAGUUUCUUCUAUUAGUUUUAUUAGCUUUUCUUUCACAUCUAGGCCACUAAAUAUUGGGCUGAAGUCCAGCCAGUACAUGCUGGUAUGUGUACUGGCUAGCAUCUGCCCUGCGUGGUCAAAUAUUUGUUUUCAUUGCUUGAUGCCAGGCUGAAAUGUUGAAUAUUAAACUAUUUAAAAUUCACCUUUGUCUAUGAGAUCCAAGUUUUGGUUUCACUGUAUAAUGAGCCAGUUUUCUCAGCGCCAUCUACUAAUAAAGCCAUGAAUUUUCCACUGAUAUGUGGUAUGAUUUUGGCAAAAGCACAUCAGUCUCUUUAAAAAGUUUUUUUAAUUGUUGUUGGAAUGUAGCAUUUGUUUGAACUUAUAAUGUGGGAAAUAUAGAAAGAAUUUUUAAUAUUUAAAUAAUCCAUGGUAUGGUAUAGCUCAUUUUUUCAGAUAUGAUAUGUCGAUUAAUAAGUCUGAAUACAUUAAAAUGAUAUGUUCAGUAUCAACAGAAUAAACGGGAAUAUAUUAAACUUG